AUCGGGUGUGGAGAAAUCUGAUCCUGACCUGGUUCCUCCUUGUCUGUUUUAUCCUAAAGCCUGCCAUAUUUCUCUCUUUUAUCUACCCAUCCUCAUUUCACGCUUCUCUAACACCAUCUCUCUCUCUCUCCGCCCGGAGCCAUACCCUCUUCUGCCUAAUUUCAUUUUGCUUUUUCAGGUAAAUCCUCUCUUAAUCACUCUGUUUUCUAGAAUUUUUUCUCAUUGACAAGCUUAGAUCUACCGGCAUUUCCUCCUUCAAUAUUUGUUUUCUCUGGGACCAGAUACAACUCUUCCUGUUUCCAGAAAUAUUUUCCUUUUCUCGCCGGUUUUUAGCUAGAUAUCAACUACAACUAAAAUAAAGAUGGAAGUCACUGGGGGCUGAGACUUGCUAACUUCUAUGGCCUUGACUGAAAUUUGGGCUAUGUGUGAAGCAAGAGAUUAUUUCAGAGGCUUACGGAGCAACCUGAAUAAAACAACCAAAAGAAACUACUUUAAGAGAAAAAUUUCUGGCAUGGAAUAUGAAUCAGACUGGACAAGACACAGAAGAACCUCAGCAUUUACUGCUCAAGCAAUUCGAUCUGCAACAUCUUUUAUGCCUUGGUCUUGUAAAAUUCCUAUAGGUGAUGGUUAUCACGAAUUUCUUUAAUCAAACAUCUGUCAUUUGAUAAGUAUCAUACAUUCUAGAGAGAUAUAGCAGAUCAAAUACAGUUAUCAUCUACAUCUCUCUCGAUUUCCUGAAAAUGCCGGGUUUUGUGAGUCGCAAGAGUAGAUUGAUGGAGACUAAUAUGUCUUUCUCCACUUCAUUCACCCAAGAGAAGUCAACUCGUUCAAAGAGCAACCUACUAUUAGCUUCUCAGGUUGCUGAUGAUAUUGACGCCCCCAUUCUACCUGGGCUGCCUGAUGAUGUGGCAAAGUACUGUCUCGCACUUGUUCCCCGUCCCUAUUUCCCGGUUAUGGGGGCUGUCUGCAAGAAAUGGAGAUCAAUUAUUAGAAGCAAAGAAUUCCUUGUGGUGCGAAAGUUGGCUGGGUUGCUUGAGGAAUGGCUAUAUGUCCUAACUAUGGAUUCUGAAGGAAAGGAAAGCCACUGGGAAGUAUUGGAUUGCUCGGGACACAGACGUCAACUUCUUCCACCGAUGCCUGGACCUGUGAAGGCUGGCUUUGGGGUAGUUGUUCUAAACGGAAAGCUCCUUGUCAUUGCUGGCUAUUCAGUUAUUGAUGGGACUCGGACUGGCUCUGCCUCUGCAGAUGUUUAUCAAUAUGAUUCUUGCCUAAAUAGUUGGAGCAAAUCGUCAAACAUGAAUGUUGCACGCUAUGAUUUUGCAUGUUCAGAAGUUAAUGGCAAAAUUUAUGCUGUUGGGGGCUAUGGAAUAAAUGGUGAUAGUCUCUCAAGUGCUGAGAUGUAUGAUCCUGAUACUGAAAAAUGGACCCUGAUAGAGAGUCUUCGCCGCCCAAGGUGGGGCUGCUUUGCUUGUGGCUUCGAGGGAAAGCUUUAUGUCAUGGGAGGAAGGUCAAGCUUCACUAUUGGCAAUUCAAAAUUUGUUGAUGUGUAUAAUCCUGACAGGCACACAUGGUGUGAGAUCAAAAAAGGUUGUGUCAUGGUUACUGCUCAUGCUGUGCUGGAAAAAAAGCUCUUUUGUAUGGAAUGGAAGAAUCAGCGGAAACUAGCAAUAUUCAACCCAGAGGACAAUUCGUGGAAAAUGGUUCCUGUUCCAUUGACUGGGAGCUCAAGUAUUGGUUUUCGGUUUGGAAUACUUGACGGGAAACUUUUAUUGUUCUCACUGGAGGAAGUGCCCGGUUAUCGAACUCUGUUGUAUGAUCCGAAUGCUUCCCCAGGUUCAGAGUGGCAGACUUCUGAAAUAAAGCCUUCUGGGUUGUGCUUGUGCACUGUGACCAUCAAGGCAUGAAAUGAUGCAUUUACUGGAUAUCUUUGAUUCAAUUAUUUUAUCUGUACUUUCCAUUGGAUUGCAUUGACUUGUGGAUUUCAGUUUCUUUUGUUGUUGACGUUUGAGCAUUCUUGUUGCUAUGCCCAUGAACCUCUUGCUACAUUCUUUCCUUGCCACUCAACUGUGACAUGUUUCAGAAUUAUUAAGACAGUGAUAUGCUUACUCUAGUGUUUUUAUUA
Manihot esculenta (cassava) is the source of this 2122-nucleotide messenger RNA. Its product is annotated as F-box/kelch-repeat protein At1g67480. The transcript is spliced from 4 exons. The record is from RefSeq and is a predicted model, not a curated record. The coding region runs from base 741 to 1904 and encodes 387 amino acids. Gene Ontology annotation, molecular function: protein binding. Lineage: Eukaryota; Viridiplantae; Streptophyta; Magnoliopsida; Malpighiales; Euphorbiaceae.